Phycomyces blakesleeanus NRRL 1555(-) is the source of this 1947-nucleotide messenger RNA. RefSeq lists its product as hypothetical. Bases 1 to 1947 code for a protein of 648 amino acids. The record is from RefSeq and is a predicted model, not a curated record. Lineage: Eukaryota; Fungi; Mucoromycota; Mucoromycetes; Mucorales; Phycomycetaceae. The transcript has 5 exons.
AUGUCAAACAACAACAACAAUUCAGAAUGCAAGUGCUCUAAAUGCUCUUCCAAUAGCAUGGGAUUUGUUUUGGUGUCUACCCAAACACUCAGAAGACAUGCACAACAAGAUAUCGUGAGACAGUAUCAGUCAGGAUCUUCUUCCUCAGUUGUAGAAGUAAUGUCAAAUGACAAUGACAUGGAGAUUGACUUUGAAAACAAUGUUGAUACCGAAGAUCAAGUUGAAGAUAUGCAUACCGAAGACUUACCUUUUUUUGAUGUUGAUUCCUUGUUUGAUUCUGAAAGCGAAGAUGAGGGUGUCAUUGAAGCAACCAUUUUGGAUAUUUCUGAUGAUGAAUCUAAUGAUGUUAGAGAGAACUUUUCUUCAUCCAAUAUGCCAGUCGAUCCUACUCAUGCUUUUAUUGCUUCUUUUGCUGCCUUCUUCAUAUCCAAAUAUGUUGUCAAUUCUGGUGGUGUUGUUCUGUUGAAGUUUCUUAACGAAGUAUUGGCACACUUUGGACAGUCUUUCCGUUUUCCCCUCAGUAUAAACGGUGUCAACUCUAUGACCGGUCUCAGCGACGUGACUCGAGGUGUCCAGCGGUUUAUUGCAUGUGGCGAUUGUAACAAAUGCACUGUCAUCGAUCCGAUGCACAACCUGUACCUCGGAACAGCAAAGAGGAUAAUGGAGAAAUGGAGAUCUUCAGGUCUCAUCACAGAUGCACACUCGGCCGAAAUGCAGUUGGAUGCUGACAAGCUUGUACUGCCAGAGGACUACACGCCAUUAGGGACAAAGAUCGAGCGUGGCUUCCCAUUCAUGAAGGCCGACGAGUGGAAGUCUUGGUGCUUGGUGUACUCUCCUGUUCUCCUGCGUGGUCGUCUACCUGAAGCUCAUCCCGGUAACUGGACAACGUUUGUCAAUGCAUACCAGUACCUCUCAAUGCCAAGCAUAUCCAUGGCUCAUCUUGAUGAAGCCCAUCAAUCUUUGGAGGCUUUCUGCAGAGAGUGCGAGAAGUUGUAUAAAGCCCCGUUCCUUUCGCCAAACAUGCAUCUCCAUCUUCAUCUGCGAGAGACUGUACUGAACUUUGGCCCGGUUUAUGGAUAUUGGCUUUCUAGUUUCGAAAGAUGCAAUGGUAUCUUGAAAAACUAUGCGACGAAUAGAAAAGACGGGUUUGAGGGAACCUAUAUGAAGAAGUAUCUUGAGGAAGCAUUCCAGGGAGAUCUUAUUCGCCAAACUUUGCCAAUAAUUCGACCUGAGCAUUCGGCGAUCAUCCUUGAGCUCACUGCAUCCACUGCCAAUUCCAUAGCCACUUCCACUUCCACUGCUACCUCAAUCCAAUUCGAUAUCAAUGCUUUUCUUGAUUCUCCUGAGAUCAACUUUGAUAUCGUCAAGGGAAACGAGCCUUUGCCCCCUUCCGCACUUCCUUUAGCUCUAAAGGGGGAGAUUUCCAUGGAUGAAUCCGAGUAUGGGCAUUUGUUGGAAUACUAUCGCGAGACAUACGAUGAUCAAACUCUUGUUCAUUAUCGUCAGGCUGGUCAUUCCGAUAAUUUUGUUAACAAUCGGAUACAGAAGUUUGAAUCAAUCGAUCUUCUCGGGCAAAUCUACAAGAGCAAAACGAAGAAUCAGCGCGGGUCGUUCAUGCAAGCCUUAUUUGAGACAAGUGAUGGUAGAAGUACCAAGCCGUACGCAGGCCAAAUUCAGUACCUCUUUGUCAAUACUGCUGUAAACUCGUUUGCUGGUCAUGCGAGCCAGCAUGUAUUUGCAUAUAUACGAUGGUACAAGGAAGUUUUACUUCAGCCCAGAGCAGGAGAAGGAGUUGAGGUUAAUGAGGUGGGUUUCGAAGAUGACAGCAUGAACAGCAUUCUCCCAGUGCAUAGAAUCUGCUAUCCAGUCGCAGUAGGCGAGCACCUUGGUCUAGAAGGCGAAGUUCAGAUGUGUGUAGUUCCUUUGCCACAAAAAAUAUAUAUUUAG